Sordaria macrospora k-hell is the source of this 198-nucleotide messenger RNA. RefSeq lists its product as uncharacterized. Lineage: Eukaryota; Fungi; Ascomycota; Sordariomycetes; Sordariales; Sordariaceae. The record is from RefSeq and is a predicted model, not a curated record.
AUGAAGUUCACCACCGCCCUCACCCUCCUCUUCGCUACCGUUGCGCUCGCCGCUCCUGCUGCUGAGCCCAACCCGGAAUCCGCCCUCGAAGCCCGUGGCUCUUGUGGUAUCAGCUGCGCUUGCCAAGGCGGCAGGUGCAACUGCGCCAACUGCAACCAGAUGGGAUGCAACUGGUUCUUCAACGGCAAGACUUGCUAG